GGGGACUAGGUGACCAAGUUUUGAGUGAUACAGGGUGCUCAUGUGACUAUAUUGGCCUGCGGAACUAACGUCCACCCCCUGUUCCAGGGGCACCAUCUCCACAUUUCUCAUCCCUGAUUCCCUUCUCCUAUGUACAAACCAUUAAGUUAUUAUGUAGACUCUCUUUUAGCUACUCUCUUUAGUGUAGGAAUCCCACUCUCUGCCGCUAUCUAACACUACUAUCUAUGCACAUCGACAAAGCGGAGUAAGAUUCGGCCUUUCUACCUACCUAGUCCGCACCCCCACCACUGCACCGAACCCAAUGCUCCGCUCCAUCAAGCAAACAACGCCGAUCCGGCCCCCCUCCCACCCCACCACCGCCCCGGGGGAUCGGAAGCGGCCGGCCAACCUACGCUACGUCUACACGCUCACGGCCUUCGUCUCGCUCGGCGCCUUCCUCUUCGGCUGGGACCAGGGCGUCAUGGCCAUGAUCAUCGCCGACGCCCGGUGGCUGGCGCUCAUGCAGCCCGCGAGCGACUGGAGCGUCGGCUUCGUCGUCAGCGUCUACAACAUCGGCUGCGUCGUCGGCGCCAUCACCACCGGCUUCUUCGCCGACGCGUGCGGGAGGGAGCGCACGCUUUCGCUCGCCAGCUCGGUGUUUGUGGUCGGGGCGUUGCUGCAGGCUGCGGCGUACACGAUCGCGCAAAUUAGCACCGGACGCUUCGUCCUCGGCCUCGGCGUCGGCGCAUACUCAGCCGGCGUCCCGCUGUACAUCUCCGAGAUAUCGCCCGCCUCGCUCCGCGGCAGGAUCGUCGGGAUCGAGCUGAUGAUCCUCUGCUUCGGGGAGAUGGUCGUCUUCUGGGUCGUGUACGCCUUCUACUUCCUCGCCUCCGACGACUGGUGGCGCAUCCCGCUCGCCAUCCAGGUCGUGCCCGCGCUCGUCCUCGCCGUCGGGUGCUGGACGUGGGUGCCGCCGAGCCCCCGGUGGCUGGUGGCGGAGGAACGGUACGAGUGUGCGCUCGAGGUCCUCUCGAGGCUCCAUGGCUCGGAAGCGGCUGAGCUCGAGAUCAGCGAGAUUCGGAAGACGGUGUCGGAGGAGGAGAUCACGACGCAGGCGUCCUGGUCCGAUAUGUUCAAGGGGCCGGUCUUGAGAGUCACGCUGUUGGGGAUGGGCAUACAGAUGUUCCAGCAAAUCACAGGCACGAACGGGAUUUUCUACUACGCGCCGUCGCUCUUCAAAAAGGGGGGCAUCGUCGACCCCACCAUGGCCAACCUCGCAACCGGCGGGAUCGGAGUGGUUCUAUUUCUCAGCUCUUGGAUCCCCAUCUUUUACUUCGACCGCUUUGGACGCAAGACCUGGCUUCAGCUUGGUCUCAUUGGCAUGAUCACCGCGCUGAUUGGGAUCUGUGUCCUGCAGCAGCACGCGGCAGACUAUCCGAACAGUCCCAGCAACAACGCCAUUGUCAUCUUUCCGUACAUGUUUUUUACGUUUUUUAAUAUGAGCUGGAGCUCGGGCUCUUGGACGUACGCGGCGGAGAUUUUCCCCAUUUCUUUACGUGCCAAGGGGAAUGCUCUAUGUACGGCUUCUCUGUGGAUAUCGAAUUUUGUAGUAGCCCAGGCGUCGCCUCCGAUUGAAAGCGCCACAGGCUAUGGUCUGUACGUGAUGUUUGCCGUCAUAUGCGUAGUUGCACUCUUCUUCGUGCGGUGUUGCUUAGUGGAAACCAAGGGCCGGUCGCUCGAAGAGAUGGCAGAGCUUUUCGGAAUCGAUAGACAUGGCAAAGAUCCAAAUCUGCAGGGUUCUGUCACACAAGGGCUACUCCAAGCGAAUCUGAGAGACGAGGAUUCUACAUUAGUUGACGAUGACUCGGAGUUGACCGAAUAGGGAUAAUCAUGAUUAUCACCUGCUGGGACUUUGCUUUCUUCCUUCCGAACAUUUAAUCGU
Molecule: messenger RNA, 1921 nt
Organism: Hypoxylon fragiforme
Lineage: Eukaryota; Fungi; Ascomycota; Sordariomycetes; Xylariales; Hypoxylaceae
Product: putative sugar transporter
Exons: 5
Coding region: 302-1861 (519 amino acids)
Biological process (GO): transmembrane transport; carbohydrate transport
Cellular component (GO): membrane
Molecular function (GO): carbohydrate:proton symporter activity
Source: RefSeq, a predicted model, not a curated record